Molecule: messenger RNA, 3177 nt
Organism: Ictalurus furcatus (blue catfish)
Lineage: Eukaryota; Metazoa; Chordata; Actinopteri; Siluriformes; Ictaluridae
Gene: slc13a3
Product: solute carrier family 13 member 3
Exons: 13
Coding region: 1312-3090 (592 amino acids)
Biological process (GO): citrate transport; monoatomic anion transmembrane transport
Cellular component (GO): membrane
Molecular function (GO): citrate transmembrane transporter activity; sodium:dicarboxylate symporter activity; succinate transmembrane transporter activity
Source: RefSeq, a predicted model, not a curated record
AAUGUGAGAUAGAAAGGCUGAGCAAUAAAAAGAUGGAUUAAAAAAAUUAAGGGACAACACACUGAGGAAGAAUGUAAGCUGACCUUGAAGAAAAGCUUCAUUAUUUGACAUGGGAAUAGAGAGUUUUAUUUAUUUAUUUAUUUACUUACUUAGUUACUUACUUACUUACUUACUAUAAACAAAAAUUUGGCUGCCUUCUUUUCAUUGGCUAUGAUUUUGAAAAGACCAGGAUUUAUGGAAAGAAAAAUGUUCAUAACUGGUUUUAAGGAUUCAGCCAGGGGGUUCUUUUAGUUUGAAGAGGACCAUCCUUAACCUGCACCUGCAAAAACAUUGCUCAAACUUGUUAUUACAUGAGUACAGCUGUGUUCUGUUGUUCUGGUUUUUUUUUUUAUUCUCUUUUUUUUUUUUGACCAAGGCCUCAAGGCUGAUUACGAAUCAUUGAUAGAACUCCAUCCACUUUUGGUUGAACAACCUAAUGACCAUUAUAAAGAACAACAAGAAAAAGUACAACCACCCAAAUUACCAAACAUACACAUUCACUGUGUCUUCUUUUAAUAAACUCUGAUCUUUUACUAGGGUGUAUGGAGAUGUUGUUCAUCAAUUAAAUAUGACCUUGUAUCUUUUUUUUUUUUAAUUAAAAACUGGAACAAAAUGUCUUUGAUGUGUGGAACUUAUUAUAACCGAAUGCUUAUAAACAUUCUAAGAAUUCUGUGCUGGUAUUCUGAAUUCCAGUCAUGCCUGGAGGCGCGCGCGCGUGUGUGUGGCAACGUGGAAAGGGAGGAACCUGUUCCUAAACUAUAUAUUCCUAUAUAUCAUAGGCGAUGAGCUAUCUAGAGUGUAUCAGUGCGUAGAGAUCAGAUCUCCAAAGGAUCGGUGCAGACUGAUAUUUCAGUUUCGACGCGAAUCCUUUUAACCCUGUUCCUCUUAUCUCUACAAGCGCUAUUCCGCAAUACUCCUCUACGACCCAACCUCUAGGUAAACAAUAGAGCUCCAUACAGAAAGCUUAUUUGUGUAAACGAACAGUUAGUUUCACCGCGAUAAUCAAUGUUUCCCACGCUGAUCCCACUCAAGUGCCCCGGGUCGAACCUGUAACCUUUAUAUGCGUGUAUCCCGACAGCAUGCUUCACCAUUUAUUACGCGCGAGGAGUUAACGAGUAAUCCAAGAGUUAAUCUUCUCCCACGGUGCUAAAAAAAAAAUCAACAAAGAAAGCGUGAUAAAAAGUGGAGAAGGAUCAUCGGUGGCGUGAAGACUACGGACUGAGAGGUCGGUUGAAGAAAAGGAGGGGGAAAAAAACACUGCUUUCUCGCGCUAUGGACUUGUUGAAGUUUGCCAAGAAACUCUGGUACGUCCGUAAGCAGCUGGUUCUCCUCAUCACACCAGGCUUACUGCUUCCGCUGCUCUUCCUUGUGCCAGAAAAGGAGGGUAAAUGUCUAUAUGUGGUGCUCUUGAUGGCAGUAUACUGGUGUACAGAAGCUCUCCCACUUGCUGUUACUGCCCUGCUACCAAUCUGCCUCUUCCCCACCAUGGGUAUUCUACCCUCCAAGAAGGUCUGUCCUCAAUACUUCCUAGAGACAAACUUCCUCUUCCUGAGCGGCCUAGUAAUGGCAACUGCAAUCGAGGAGUGUGGCUUGCACAGACGUAUCGCCCUCAGAGUGCUCAAGAUUGUUGGAGUGAAACCAGCCUGGUUGAUUUUGGGGAUGAUGAUCACGUCCUCUUCCCUGUCCAUGUGGUUAAGUAACUCUGCUACAACAGCCAUGAUGCUGCCCAUUGCUAAUGCCAUUCUGGAAAGCCUGUUUGGAGACCUGGAAUCACUUAAGGAGAGGUGCAAGAUCACAGAUGACCCUGAGGCCCAGUCUGAGGUGAAGCUGCAUGUACUGCUACCUGAAAAACACACUCUGACUGCAGUUGACAGGGCUGACGGAAUAGAGAAGAUAGAGCAGAAGAGUCAGGAGGAGGCCAGGAAAGAGGCAGAAUACCAGUUGAAAGUGUGGAAAGGAUUUCUCAUCUGUAUCCCCUAUGCAGCCAGCAUCGGGGGAACGGCCACUCUCACUGGAACCGCACCCAACCUCAUUUUCAUCGGACAGCUGAAGAGUUAUUUCCCAGAGUGUGACUUGAUCAACUUUGGCUCAUGGUUCAUCUUCGCUUUCCCACUAAUGUUCAUCUUCCUUCUCGUCUCAUGGAUCUGGAUUGCCUUCUUGUAUGGAGGAAUUACCACAAGAUUGUGUAUAAACAAACGCAAUGACCGUGCAGCUGCUGAAGCCAAGGCCAAUGCGGUCAUUGAUGAAGACUACAAAAAGCUGGGACCUAUGACUUUUGCAGAGAAAUCCAUCUCCUUCUUCUUCAUCCUAUUUGCUAUCCUCCUGUUCACCAGAGACCCGAAAUUUGUCAGAGGCUGGUCCGUAUUCUUCAGUAAAGACUAUGUGUCGGAUGCUGUUACCGGAGUCAUCAUCAUCUCCAUCCUUUUCUUUUUCCCUUCCAAGUGUCCAUCGCUGCGUUGGUGGCUGAACACUAGAGCCUCGAACACUCCUUAUGUGCCUCUGUUGUCUUGGAAAAGAGUUCAAGAAUGUGUACCAUGGAACAUUAUCCUUCUGCUGGGUGGAGGCUUUGCAAUGGCUAAAGGCUGUGAGGAAUCUGGUCUGGCCGUGUGGAUCGGAGGACAUUUGCAGCCGUUAGUUAAGGUUCCUCCUCCGGUAGCUGUGAUGCUCAUCACAGCCUUCAUUGCUUGCUUCACGGAGUUUGCCAGUAACACCGCCACCAUCAUCAUCUUCCUUCCGGUCAUUGCUGAACUGGCCAUCCAUGUGAAGGUGAACCCUCUGUACUUUAUGAUUCCAGCAACUGUAGGUUGCUCUUAUGCCUUCAUGCUUCCUGUUUCUACUCCACCCAAUUCCAUCGCAUUUGCCUCUGGACACCUCAUGGUCAAAGACAUGGCAAAAACAGGAGUUAUGAUGAACAUUCUGGGGAUUAUGUGUGUAUCCCUGGCUAUGAACACGUGGGGACUGCAAAUGUUCAACUUAGACACCUACCCGGACUGGGCCAAACCACUAAACUCAACAGAACUUACAGUAUCAGCACUUAACAUUACUGGAUAGACACAUACACACACCAAACACUCAUAAACACACAACAAACACUCAUAUACCCACAAAGUGGGACAAAUUUAUAGCUGCCAAAAUGGG